AUGGAGCAAGCGCAGAAGAGGAGCGCGGCUCAGCAGAAGGGCCACGCCUCUGGGAAAGGGGGUUUGGAGGCGUGCCCCGCCCCUGUGCGAGAGUCGGACGAACAGCGGGAGGUGGGGCCCUCGGGCGCAAGGCCGCCAACUCGGGAGGGGCCCAACCCUGCAAGUGUGGCCGUGCCGAAGCUGGAGGUGCAGGCCAAGCCCCCAGGACCAAAGCCACCAAAACGAAAUGCAUCAGCGCCAAAGCCAGCAGGGCCAAAGCCAGCAGGGAGGCCUGCAGCAGAACGAGCGGCGCCGCCUGCCGCGAAGGCAGAGGCUGCCGCGCUGGCGCCCGAGGACGAGGCACGGUCGGUGCCUGUGGCUGCGGCCAAGAAGGCCAGCGCUGCUGAGGCUGCUCCUGGUGCCAAGGGCCGUGCGCGUGCUCGCAAAAAGGGUGCUGGGGCGAAGGCGAAAGCCCGAGAGAAAUUUCAGCAGCAGCAGCAGCAGCGGAGGGCGAUCAGCGUGGGUAGCAGCAGCGCUUCAGGAGGCUGGGGCUGGGGGGGCGGCUUCAGCGGGGGUUGGUUUGGUGGAGCUCAGGCACAGAGCGCCAUCACAACGUCUUGA
Molecule: messenger RNA, 600 nt
Organism: Symbiodinium natans
Lineage: Eukaryota; Dinophyceae; Suessiales; Symbiodiniaceae
Source: the annotation of a GenBank genome assembly